CAUGGUGGGGAAGUGCGUGUUUUCCUUCGAGAUUUUCGUGAAAAUUGUUUAAUAUCCCAAUCUUCUUGUGAAGUUAUUCAGCGGAAUCUCUAAUGGGUCAAAUAUUCCAGAGCAGCGUGCUCAAUGUGACCCAAAACAGUGAAAAAUUCCCAAUGUCGGUGGUUAAUAAGUGUGACUGGAUGUUUUUGGAGAGCUGCAAAAUCCAGUUUUUCCUGACCAGCAAGACUAAGAAGGACCAAUUCUUGGCAAGGGCGAUUUACAUGAGUAACGCUCCUUUUAGUCUGGUAAACGACAAAUAUUGGAAAGAAUUCUUUAGGAUCGAUGGUUAUACACCUCCAGAUCGGCAUCAGAUUGCUGGUCCGAUGUUGGACGAAGAGUUCCGGAAAGUGGAGAGCAGUGUAUCAUCAAAGGUGGCUCAGGCAAGAUCUCUAAGCAUAAUGUUAGAUGGAUGGUCUAAUAUCAAUCAAAAAUCGAUCAUCAAUUUGUUGUUGACCACACCGGAACCAAUUUUUGUGAAGUCAAUCGACACAAAAUUGAACAGCCACACGGCAUCUUAUCUCGCAGGGAUAUUACGUGAAUGCAUCCUGGAAAAUGGAGAGGAGAAAAUUAUAAGCAUUAUAUUGGAUAAUGCUUCAGCUAAUGUAUCAGCCAUGAAAAUCCUAUCUAAAGAAUUCCCCCAAAUUCAAAUGCAUGGCUGUAUUUGUCAUGUGAUAAAUUUGCUUAUAGUGGACUUCAGAAAACUUGAAAAAGUGGCAACAAUAUUGAAUGAAGCAAAGGAAGUUGUGAUCUCAGUAAAAGCUUGUCACUUCACGAAGGGAUACUUGGAUGAAAUGGGUGGGGAAUCACUAAAGUUAUUUGUGCCUACUAGAUGGCUGUCUGCGGGGAACAUGUUUCGUAGUCUUAUUUCAAACAAGAAACACCUGCAAGCACUCGCCAUUGAAGACAGGAUUAGUCCAAAAUUGAAAGAACUUUUAUUAAAAACUGUAUUAAAUGACUCGUUUUGGAAGCAGAUUAUUGAGCUGAACAAGAUCAUUCAAGCCAUUAAUACUGCAGUGAGAUCAAUGGAGUCGAACUCAUGUCCUAUGGGCGAGUGUGUUAACACGUUUUCGGAUAUCGAAAAAACCAUCGAAGACAUUGGAAUUGGUCAUAGUCUGUGGGAUGAGAAAGGGUAUAUGCAGAAUUUUCUCCUCAAGAGACGCGAAAUGGGCCUAAAACCCCUGCAUUUUGCAGCACACCUCUUGAAUCCCUACAAUAUUGAAAAGCCUUUACAACCUGAGGAACACCAGGUUGCAAUGAAAUUUCUUAUUUCAAGAGCGCAAUAUGAAAAGGCAGACGUUGCAAUGCUUCUAUCCGAGUUCGCACAAUUCAGAUCAAGAGAAGGAGCUUACGCCGAUAAUCACUACUAUGCGGUUCUGACAAAUCAUCAAGUCCUGACUCCACGUACCUGGUGGAAAACAUUUUUCCCGUGGUCCUAUCUCUCUAAAAUGGCUGUCAAGAUAUUGGAGACGCCACCAAGUACGGCUGCAGUAGAAAGGAGUUUUAGUUUGCAAAAAAAUAUUCAUAGCAUUGUCAGAAACCGUCUGGACCAUCAAAAAGUGCACAAAAGUAUGUACGUCAAAAUAAAUUCUAUGGCUCUAGAUCUAGAAGGAAAAAGUCACAAUAUCGCAGUCGCAGCAAACUUUUCGACACACAAUCAAGCGCUGGAGAAUUCAAACGAAGCUGCUAGCAUCGCUCAACCGGAUAAUGAAGAUUCAUGUUGGUUUAUUGGCGAAAUGAGUGAGAGCUACGAUCAGAAUUACGCAUCAAACAACAAUUCGGAUGAAGAAGCAGAAGAGUAUGAAGAGUCGGUCAAUAACAUUCCUGUAAAUGGGGCAGUGUUGGAGGAUGCAGAUGACUCAGAUGACUUCAUCGAGUAUAAUCCAGAAUCACGCGUCGCUGAGAUUAUUGGCAAAGUUCGUAAAGACUACCCCAAUUACGAAGCAACGCUGGAGAGUACAAAUGAGGACAGUGGACAAGACGGUGACAACAUCCCUAUGAAUGAGACAAUGCAGGGGGAUGCAGAUGAUAUAGAUGGCUUUAUUGAAUACGAUCCAGAAUCACCCGGCGCUGAUAUUUACGAAGAAAUCUGGGGGGGUACAGAUAAUCUAGUUGAGUAGGAUCCAAUAGAUUCAUGUGAUAUAGAGCACUAGUGAAGAAUUUUCUUAUUUGAAAAAUUAAUUUAAAGAUUCCAAUAACAAAAAAAGUUAUAUUUUAACGUGAUAGAGGUCCAAGCUUUGUGCCAUUUUAGAAGUAUAAUGAAAUACUCGUGACCUGUUUUAUAAAUUAUAACCAGAAGUGAUAAUUUUGAUCUUAAAACUAGUUUCUUAAAUGUGAUAAUAAAACAAUGAUUUUGAUAUUUUUAA
Molecule: messenger RNA, 2402 nt
Organism: Phlebotomus papatasi
Lineage: Eukaryota; Metazoa; Arthropoda; Insecta; Diptera; Psychodidae
Exons: 4
Coding region: 93-2156 (687 amino acids)
Molecular function (GO): protein dimerization activity
Source: RefSeq, a predicted model, not a curated record